This is a messenger RNA of Rotaria sp. Silwood1, 561 nucleotides long. The record is from the annotation of a GenBank genome assembly. Lineage: Eukaryota; Metazoa; Rotifera; Eurotatoria; Philodinida; Philodinidae.
AUGCCAACAAUAACCUCUACAACACAAUUAACUGAAACACCUUCGGAUUUUAAUACAACAGCUAUAACAAUGAUCAAUGCAAGUGAGCAAUUCUCUACGGAUGACAAUGAAAAUAUUGUUUCAAUCAUGGAAUCAACAAUAGCGACAACAUUAAGUAGUAUCGAUACGGAUAUGUCAACAACAACAACAACAACAACUGGUAGAACAACAACAACUACCAUGACUCCACCAAAUUUAUUGAUAAAUCCUGACGCUGAAUUAGGGUCACUUGUUGGUUGGAAUCAAACUGGCUCUUCUCCUGUCAUGAUUGAUUCAAAUGGGCAAUUCAAUGAAAAUUAUUAUCCACAUAGUGGAACUUUUUGCUUUGUUGGGGGAGAAGGACCUGGUUCACCAUCAAGAUUAGUUCAAAAUGUUAAACUAUUGGGUGGUGUACAAGGAAAAAUUCAUUCAUUAAAACUCAUGUCAAAAUGUGUUGAUUCAUUAUUACCGACACCAUCAUUACCACCGCCAUCUCCACUUGUUGCUAAUAAUGAUGGUGUUGAUGAAUCUAUUAAUGUAUAA